Messenger RNA from Caenorhabditis remanei, 2877 nucleotides. RefSeq lists its product as uncharacterized. The transcript is spliced from 5 exons. Gene Ontology annotation, molecular function: protein dimerization activity. Bases 1 to 2877 code for a protein of 958 amino acids. The record is from RefSeq and is a predicted model, not a curated record. Lineage: Eukaryota; Metazoa; Nematoda; Chromadorea; Rhabditida; Rhabditidae.
AUGAGCAGUAACAGCAGUACAGAUACUGAUGGACCACCAGAGACAAAACGAUUUCGGAUUGAUAUUAACACACAGGUCGGUCUCGAUGCUCCAUCUGUUUCUUCAAACUGCGCUCCACCAGUCGCCGGUGAAGCAUCACAAGACGGACAGUCACCAGCUGCUCCGUCUUCAGCCAGUUAUCGUUCUUCUAACAGUAGUGUCAUUUCGUCAUCUGAAUCACCAAGUAAAGUAGAAGAUGUUGAUGUUGGGCAAGAUGAAGAGGAAGAAGAAGAAGGAGAGGAUUCAGAUGAGAUUGAAAUGGAUGUCAAUGAAUCCGGACAAACUGGAACAAUUGUCAACAACUCUGGAAUAUUUGAAAUGCUAAAUAAAACAUUCGGAGGAGUAUUUAAUUGUGAUCUAGAUGGAAUAAUGCGUCCAAAUGCUCUUCUUCAUCCAUCAUCUCCGCCCACUCCGAUUCAAUCAGUUGUCCCUGGAGCAGUUGCAGUUGCUCAAAGCCCUGCAGCACAACUUUUUGCCAAUGAUGACUGGAGUUGGCAUCGGAAUCCAGCUGCAUCAAUUCGUAGUGGUGGAACCAAUAAACAAACUCCCGUCUGGAAAUAUUUCGUUUAUAACAAAACAGAAAACUUGAGCAGAUGCAUCGUCGGAGAUUGUACAUAUAUGUUGAAAGGUCCACACACUUCCACUUUGGCGUGUCAUUUGAAGAAACAUACACGAGAAUAUUCAGAGUUCCAAAAACUCAAACAAGAAUACUCGCGGACUAAAUUGGACCAACAACCCAAGAUCCCAGAUGGAGCUCCUCAUCCAUUGACUCUUCAAACCCAAACUGCUCCACGACAAACAGGAUCACCAGCCUCCACGUGUAAUACAAAUACAAAUACUUCUUCAUCAGUUUCAACUGGAUCUUCUUCUGGACCAACUUCUGGAUCAAAUUCAACAAUGGAUUUGAGCAUGAAAAAACCGAAAAAAGAGCCGAGUUCCACUAAACUGAACGAGAUGUUGUUGAAUGGACUUCGUCAAGUUUCCUCGAAUAACUCAACUGGAUCUCCUCCAACAACUCCUCAACAGACUUCUCAGAUUCCAAAUAUGCCUAACUUCGUGACUAACAUGAUGCUCCAAAUGAAUCCACUGCAUAUGAUGUUGGCUCAAACUCUUCCAUCUGCCACUCCGCCCACUUCUUCUGCAAACUCAUCGUCUACUUCUGGUUUGAAUGUUCUCCAACAAGCUGGAUUGGCUUUGGCUGCUAAUGGUCAGAUAAUACAAUCAAAGAAAUGGAGAAACGAUGAUAAGAAACAAAAGGAAUUGUCAUCCAAGCUGGCAUUGGCACUUGCCACGUCACAUGUUAACUUUGAAGUCAUUCAGAAUCCUCUGUGGAAAGAAGUUUUCGAAGUGGCACAACCGAAAUUCACAAUUCCAAGUGAAUCGCAAUACGAAAGUAUUGUUAAUUCGGCUUCUCAAAAAUUGAUUCAAGCAUUGAAAGGACAACUUUCAAUGAACAAGAAACUGAAUCUUCUCUUGGAUAUCACCAAAAUAACUGCUGAUAUUUCUCGGGUUACUGUAUCGGCAGCAUUGACUGGUGGAGCUGGAAAUAGUUAUGAAACUCAAGUAAUUCUUCUAGCAUUCCGUAAUAUCCCUGGAAAUCAAUCAGAGGAUUUGAGUGCUGUUUUCGAGAAAAUUCUGGAUGAUUACAACAUUUCACCGACUUCAAUCAAUCGUAUCAUCUGUUCCGGACUGAAUGAAAUAAUUGAACCAACUGAACUUCCAAGACAAAUGGAUGCAUUCUCUUAUCGCCUUUCCAACUGUUUCCAUCUUUGGCUUGAAACAUCACCGACUCUUGAAUUGCUCAAAAAGAAUAUUUAUUCAAUGCUUCUAUCCUAUUUGACUGUUCCAACUGCUGUUCAAAUUGCAAGUCAAAUGCUCAAGACGAAAUUCGAGUUGCCAGUAACUGAGUCAUUUUCUGUUAUUGUCGAGAAUCUUCUAUCUCAUCGUGAAAUUUAUCAAAUGAAGCUAGAAGGGCUUCAACCAAUUUCUGACCGAGAAUGGAGCAAAGUGACUGGAAUUCGUAAUUUGAUGAAUAUCUUCAAACCAUUGAUGUCCUAUUCAACUGAUAUGACCACAGUUGAUACUGUUAUUCCGACAAUUAUGCAAAUUCUAAAUGUUCUUGAAAAGGACAUUUAUCAUCUUGGAGAUAUUGGAUCUGAUCUUUUGUCUUCUCUAAAAUUGACUACUGCAUCAAUUAUGAAUCCAGAACACGAAGAUUUUGAUUCCACAUACAUUCAAGCAACUGCUUUGAACCCACAAUUGGCUGUUACUCUGAAUUCUGAGCAGAUGUCGAUUGCAAAGUCUCAAAUUGAAGCUGAAAUUUCAAAGAGAUCAAAAAAGAUCAAGAAAGUUCAAAGUGAGAAGAAACUGGCAAUGGGAGUGGAUUCAUUGCUUGCGAACGUGAUGAGAAAAGGAGAUGGAUCAGAUGGAAAUUCAUGUGAUGCAUUGGCUAUUUAUGGAGAUUUAUUCCAAUCAAUCACUUCUGGAAACAACUCGGAAUCGAAGGAGAACAUUGUGAAUCAAUACUUUGAAGAGAUAUCCAGCACUCAUUCGGUCGAGAGUAUGUUCAUGCUGCGAACAUUUGGAAAUCCGAUGCAAGCACCUCUCUCAUAUUGGAAAUCAUGCUCUUCUCGCUGCUCCGAAUUGUCAGAUCUUGCCAUGGAACUCCUUUCUAUCCCCAUUUUCACUCUCACUGCUGAAAAAGUUCUCAAUUUUUCUGUCACUUCAAAUUCAUUGAAUACUAACUUAAUUCUUACUAAUUUGGACUCUUCUGAACAGUUUGAGAAGCAAUUAUUACUUCGAUACAAUCGACAGAUUGUCGCAAAACUCUUUAGUUAG